Molecule: messenger RNA, 4306 nt
Organism: Gambusia affinis (western mosquitofish)
Lineage: Eukaryota; Metazoa; Chordata; Actinopteri; Cyprinodontiformes; Poeciliidae
Gene: map2k6
Product: mitogen-activated protein kinase kinase 6
Exons: 12
Coding region: 303-1448 (381 amino acids)
Biological process (GO): protein phosphorylation; MAPK cascade
Molecular function (GO): MAP kinase kinase activity; ATP binding
Source: RefSeq, a predicted model, not a curated record
AAACAUGAUUGUUGUGUGAAACGCAGCCAGUGAAAGCUUCGCGCCGUUUAAAUCCCGCGACUCAGUUUCCCACAAUCCUCUGCGGUCGAAGCAGGAAGAACGUUGUCUCGCAGGGGCUCACUCUGAUCCAAGUUAGGAGCUUUCAGCUGCCAGCCUUGGCCCAUCAUGUAAGUGCUGCGGAGAAUUCUUUGCAGCGCAUUUGCAAAAUUACCCGGUUUCCCGACGCCUGCGCGGGCUGUGCAUCCGUACCCGCGCCCCGUGCACGGACACGCACGGCUCGGACCCAAGAAGGCUCCAGGUGCAUGAAGAUCGAGGCUUGUAUUUUGCAUCUUUGUUGCAAAGCAAGCCGCCGAAGCUCCAGUACGAGGGCGAUGGAGGGAGGGAGCGAGAAAGAAGGCAAAGUCUUUUGUGCUUCCCCUCCCCCUCAUCAAAGCAGAGGGGAAAUGCCUCAGCCAAAGGGAGGUAAGAAGAAGCCGGUGUUGAAGCUCUCUAAAGAGGUGUUUGAGCAGCCCACACCUGCUGCCGUACCCCCCAGGGAUUUGGAUUCAAAGGCUUGCGUAACAAUUGGAGAAAAGAAAUGUGAGGUGAAAGCAGAUGAUCUGGAGCAGAUCUGCGAACUGGGACGAGGAGCGUAUGGUGUGGUGGACAAGAUGAGGCAUGUGCCCAGUGAUCUUAUCAUGGCUGUUAAGCGUAUUCGGGCCACUGUUAACACUCAGGAGCAGAAGAGGCUGCUGAUGGAUCUGGACAUCUCCAUGAGGACAGUGGACUGUUUUUACACCGUCACUUUCUAUGGAGCGUUGUUCAGAGAGGGUGACGUGUGGAUCUGCAUGGAGCUGAUGGACACUUCCCUGGACAAGUUCUACAAGCAGGUGAUCGAGAAAGGACUGACCAUUCCUGAGGACAUCCUGGGAAAAAUUGCAGUUUCUAUAGUAAAGGCUCUGGAGCAUCUGCACAGCAAUCUGCAAGUCAUCCACAGAGAUGUGAAGCCCUCCAAUGUGCUCAUCAACACUCAGGGUCAAGUGAAGAUGUGCGACUUCGGCAUCAGCGGGUACCUUGUGGACUCUGUGGCUAAAACUAUGGACGCCGGCUGCAAGCCCUACAUGGCACCUGAGAGGAUCAACCCGGAGACGAACCAGAAAGGCUACAACGUCAAAUCCGACAUCUGGAGUUUAGGAAUCACAAUGAUUGAGCUCGCUAUCCUGCGCUUCCCGUACGACUCAUGGGGAACGCCCUUUCAGCAGCUGAAGCAGGUGGUGGAAGAACCUUCGCCCCAGCUUCCUGCUGACCAGUUCUCCCCUGACUUUGUGGAUUUCACCUCUCAGUGCUUAAAGAAAAAUGCCAAAGAGCGGCCAACAUACACAGAACUCAUGCAACAUCCCUUCUUCACCUCCCAUGAGGCCAAAGAAACUGACGUGGCUAGCUUUGUGAAAGUCAUCCUGGGGGAUUGAGUUCUACAUGCGCCCGGCACGGAGGGAGGAAAACCUAAAAACCCAUCAUACAAAAAAGCCGGUCUCCCUCUCACCCCCCUCCACGCCUCCAGAGUCAGAACGAGGAAGACCAGCGGAUGAAGUAGAACAAGGAGGCGGCUCCCCUGUGAGGUGGCGGGAGGGGCGGGGGAGACCUCGAGUAUAAUGUGGAAUAAUUCAAAGUGUUUGUAUGCAAAACCUCCCCCAGUAAUCAGAUUAGCUUCACCCACUACUCCCAAUAUUAUUAACGAGCUGGCCACGCCAUCCACCAUCGUGGUCAAACUCUUGUUUUCUCACUGAAAGAAGGGCAGAUCGUAUAAAAAAAAAGAUGGAUAAUAUAACGCUUUCUGUGUAUAAUCUAAAUGUUUGCCUACUCAAAGCAAAAGUCCCACAUCAGAUUAUUAACUGACUGCAUGUACAGAAUAUAUCUCUGGCAGCCACAGAUGGCCAAUGAUGAGCAGCUGUAGAGCCUGAUUGUAGACUUAAGAGCCUCCCCUAGUGGUCUUUAAUAGGUACUGCAGUGCAACUGCUUUCUUCGCCAAUGCCAUCUACCUACGUGUUUUAGGCUCUUGGCUGCCUGCGAGUGUAUGUCAUUGUGUGUGUGAGCUGAAGGAUGUGUUCAAACGGCUGCAGUGGAGGCAGAGCCAGAAUGCUGUCCGGUUAGUUUGCAAACACAGCGAGAGGUCGGCUGAUGCUCUGAUACAGCCGCUGUUCAGCAUUUCAGGCCGUCGAGCUGCAGCAAAUUAAUCAGAGCAAAUUAAUCAGCUUUAGUCAUCAGAAAAGCUGUGAAUAUAAUGAACUGUCUUUUACCAAAAUGUCUGGGGUUUUUUUAGGCAAGAAACAUUUUGAGUGGCUUUAAGAAGAGGAUUGCCCCUGAUUUGAUGUGCAGUUUACUUUAGGUUGAGCCCCAAAUACCUAUCAAACACUCGCUUUUUGUGCAAAGGGCUGGCAUUGUCAAAUGUGGUUGAAGAAAUCUUGAAAUUAUUGUUAGAUUUUUUUUUUCUAAGCUUCAAGCUACCUAUUCCACUUUUGUUUAAGUACAAGAACAGGAAUCUAUGAAAAUCUGUAACCAACUCGGCGGGUAGGUGACUUCAAGUUGUGUUUGAGAGAAGAUAUUGCUCUAAAAUAGGGUCUCUCUUGUUUUAAAGAAGUGAAUGAAAAGCUAACAAGCCUCUCAGAAAAUGCAGUUUACAGUCUAAAUAGCUUCUUACAUCUUUUCCAUUCCUCUGUUUUCAUUGUUAAAAAAAAUCUUGCUGAUCCUGAAAAUGGCUAACUUUGAAUCUUUGCUUACAUCAGCCACUCUGAAGAGUGAUAGCGCCAUCUAUUAUGUGUGGUGCCUUCCCUCAUCAAGAUUUUGAUUUUUAAUUGAUUUUUAAGUUUCCAACUCCCUCAUCACUGGUCAUUCCUGAUCAAGCUAAUAAUUCUCAAACUCAAGUCACCAUAAGAUUUCUUGACUCCUGCUCCUGAUCUAUUGUAGAAUCACUAAAAUUAACUUUCCAAUGAUACUUCAAAAGCAACAGUUUACCCAUUUAUUUCCAAAGUUUACCUUAUUCUUGCUUAACUGUUAGAAAAUAUAACUGUCUUGCACAAAACAAUAAUUAUGCAACAGCUGCUUAUUUUGUUCAGAAGUUCCUGACGAAAAUGUUAAAUGUUGGUUUAUAUUGUAGAAGGGGGCCGACACUAAAGAAUUAGAAGUCAGAGGAGCCUCUAGGACUUACCUUUAGCUGGAAACUGUAAAUAUUCGUCAAAUAUUUGUGUUUGCCUAGUUGGUUUUUGCACAUAUUUCUUUGAGUGUAAGGUAACCUUUCAAAGAACCGAUCUCCCCUCGUACAGGAUAGUGCCCAAUAAUUUGUUACAUUUCAGUUUAGUCCAGCUGUUUUGCACUUUUAAUAUAAAUAUAUUAUUUUCCUAGUUAAUGGGUUUUGAUUGCUUCGCAUCUUCAAGCUCAAAGUAAUUUGCCAUGACAGUUUGAGCAAAGGGAAACCAAAGCAUUGUCUUAUGUUUGCACAAAUAGUAAAACUGUAUUAAUUCUAGUACAGAAUGGCCGUACGAGUUAUAAGUACUCCUUUGAAGUAACAGCGCUUAAACUUUUAUUUUCUGUCCCUUUGCAAAGCCUGGACCAGUGAGCAGUGAGUCUUGUCCUUCAGUUUGAUUUGUUGCAACUCGCGGUCUUGGUAAUGCUGGAUGCAGCUGUGCAGACCUCCGCAUGCUUUAUUUUUAGUGUGUGUUUGUGUGUUACAUGGGGAACAUUGUCCCAUAUCCUCCUUGUUUUCUGUACUGAGCCAAUCACAACCAUCUCCACUCCAUGCUCAACAUAAAAUGAACUGGACAUUGUUGCUGUUAUUGUUGUUAGUACUAUAUUAAUGUUAUUAUUUAGGAUUACCCCCACUCCCUAAUCGAUCUUACAGACAUAUUAACUGCAGUUAUUCUUAUUUAUUACAACUGCUGUGUCCUUCUGAAGACUUGAGCGAUCCAUCAGAGACUCUUCUUCGCUUGCCUCUGCGGCUGUGUGUUUUUGUUGUGUUUUUCUUGGCUCAAACAGGUAAAUGCUUUUACUAUGUAACUUUUAUGCCUUCUAUGUGCCUCUAUAAUGAAAAAAAAAGACGUCUAAGAAAAUAAGGAUGAUGCAGGGUUGGGCUCCCUCCCUCUUCACACACUGCAUGGCAUCAUAUCCCCAGCAACCUGCCAGCUUUGAGGACUUUGUAUUUCUUUGUGAUGUUACUCUUGCUGUAGCUUGAGGGUGUUUAUACUUGUGCCUGUUGUCGCCUCGAUUGCUUCUGAAGGCAGAAAGCUUGAAGAUGGUGAGUGAAAUUUUAACAAUGCUCUCGCUUUGUCUUUAA